CCAAUUGAGUCACUGAAACGACCGCAGGAGGCGCACCCUAAGCCCAGCUUCUCGGAGCUGCUAUUGCGAAAUACGGCUUCCUUAAUAUCCAAAUUUCAACAAGGGGGCUGGGCUGCUCGCCUUCAUAGAAAGGCGACCGGGCCUAGAUUAGAUGUUCGCCUUUUUAUAGAAUAGAAAGAGAAGGUAAAGGGGGGGGUUUGGAGAUUCUUUCAAGAAUGCAUGGCUUCCUCCUAUUCCGCUUCAACAGAAGCCCUUAAAAUCCUGCUGCUAUGGCAGCAAGGGUUAUCCAUUUCAUAGGCGAGGGUGGGGGAGAAGCAAGCCGAACCUCUGAUCGACCCGGACACGUCAAAAAUUCUCGGCGCCGAGAGAAAGACGAGAUUCAGUAAGUAAUUCAGUGAGUGCUUUCUUUUAUAAGAAGAGCGUCGGCUUGGAAGAAGAAAAUGAAAUACGAACAACCGCGCUGGUUGUAAUAGAUCGACUUGAAUGCGUCUUCUUGCUCCAGCAUUCAAGUUCCAUUUCAAGGGAGGACGACGUACCAUGAUACUUUCUGUUUUGUCGAGCCCUGCUUUGGUCUCUGGUUUGAUGGUUGUACGUGCUAAAAAUCCGGUACAUUCCGUUUUGUUUCCCAUCCUAGUCUUUUGCGACACUUCUGGUUUACUUAUUUUGUUAGGUCUCGACUUCUCCGCUAUGAUCUCCCCAGUAGUUCAUAUAGGAGCUAUUGCCGUUUCAUUCCUAUUCGUGGUUAUGAUGUUCAAUAUUCAAAUAGCGGAGAUUCACGAAGAAGUAUUGCGCUAUUUACCAGUGAGUGGUAUUAUUGGACUGAUCUUUUGGUGGGAAAUGUUCUUCAUUUUAGAUAAUGAAACCAUUCCAUUACUACCAACCCACAGAAAUACGACCUCUCUGAGAUAUACGGUUUAUGCCGGAAAGGUACGAAGUUGGACUAAUUUGGAAACAUUGGGCAAUUUGCUUUAUACCUACUAUUCCGUCUGGUUUUUGGUUUCUAGUCUGAUUUUAUUAGUUGCUAUGAUUGGGGCUAUAGUACUUACUAUGCAUAAGACUACAGAGGUGAAAAGACAGGAUGUAUUCCGACGAAAUGCCUUGGAUUCUAGGAGGAAUAUAAUGAGGAGCAUGACAAUUCCAAACGGAAGCAGAAGGUGCUUUUCGUCCGGAGCGGGGGGACCGCCUGAGAAUUACAAAGAAACCUUUAAAAGGUGGAUUUUGUGCUCAGAAUAUAGGGAUUUCCCUGGCUUAAAAAGCAAUAUAGACAAACUUAUUGCAUUCCUUUCACCUUCCGAGAUCCUAUUCAUGGUGCACACCUUUCCCCGGGACUUUCCUCUGCUCGAGAUCUUGGAACCACGGGAUAUCCGCGAAAUAAUCGCUCACUCGCACAAGCAGUGGAAGCCACCCAAAAAGGGGGGCUAGUAAUUAGUUUUUUUUGGUAGGUUUGUUUUGUUUUGUUUCUCGAAUUGGUAGGUUUCUCGAAGUAGUUUUAGUAGGUUUCUCAGGAAAUAGAGAUACCGAGGCCCACCAACCUACUACUUGUUGGUUUGGUGGGGAAAGAAGAGCGGGAACGAGGGCUUCUUUCACUGUUU
Hordeum vulgare subsp. vulgare (domesticated barley) is the source of this 1592-nucleotide messenger RNA. Its product is annotated as NADH-ubiquinone oxidoreductase chain 6-like. The transcript has a single exon. Gene Ontology annotation, molecular function: NADH dehydrogenase (ubiquinone) activity. The record is from RefSeq and is a predicted model, not a curated record. The coding region runs from base 484 to 1422 and encodes 312 amino acids. NCBI's taxonomy places the organism in Eukaryota, Viridiplantae, Streptophyta, Magnoliopsida, Poales, Poaceae.